Tauraco erythrolophus (red-crested turaco) is the source of this 1375-nucleotide messenger RNA. NCBI's taxonomy places the organism in Eukaryota, Metazoa, Chordata, Aves, Musophagiformes, Musophagidae. The record is from RefSeq and is a predicted model, not a curated record.
CAAGCCACGGCUGCUGCUGCUCCCCAUCGUGUGCCAGAGAAACCUCUUCUCCCUGCUCCUCGUGGUCCAAGCCGUGGUGCCGAGGGGCUGCCUUGACCAGCUGCUCCAGGCUGCGGAGCAGGAUUCCCAUGUGGAUCCCUGGGUGAGGAUGCUAAGGGAUUUCCUCCGGCAGGGACCAAGGGGAGAGGAGUGCUCCCCACCUCCCUUUCCCUUGUCUUCCGCAUGCCAGCAGCAGCUUAGCUGUCUGUGCCAGAAAAUUGCCCAGAACAAACCAGAGGGGCAAAGAAAACUGAACUGGUGCUUCAGCAAGCAGCCCAGUACUGCUAAGGAUGUGGCUGACUCUGUGCUUCAAGGUGGGAAGUGCAAGAACGUGUCGGAAGAGGGCCUGGAGCUGGACAAGGAGAGAGAAGGGAAAAGAUUGCUGCUGGAGGAGGUUGCGUUUGACCUCCUGGGAACCCAGGAAAGUGGAGAUGUGGCAGGGCUGGAAGAGGAGGUGCCUGCGGAGACUUUGGGAGACAAAUCUGCUCAGAGCCUGGCUGGAGCUGCUCUGGAAAGCUCCCAGCAGGAUGCAGCUGGAGAGCCCAGGAAGAUUUCACAGGUUGAGCUGGCAGCAGAGGUCCAGUCCUUUCUCCAGGUGCACGGACCGAGGCUGAAAAUGCUGCUGCAGAAGGAGUCCGAUCACUUAGAGCUGAGCAUCCCACCCGAGCUGCACAUCCUGAACAACUGCUCUCCCGCCCAGCUCCAGGGACUGUGCUCCUUCCUCCAGCUCUCCACAUGCCCAGAGCACCUCCUGGUGCGUUUCUGCAGCUGGCUGCUGGCUCUCACCCCCAACCUCAGCUACACCAGCGCGGCCGUCCUGGCCGAGCAGCUCUUCCUCAGGCGAGUCCUGUCCCUCACCCAGCCGCCCUCCCGCCACCUCUUCGCUGCUCUUGCUUCGUUUUGCUCCAAGUAUUCUCAGCCCUUCUGUCGAGUCCUGGUGGCAGCGGUCCUGCGGGAGCCGGGGGAAGGUGCUGAGCAGAUCAAGCUGGUGUGUGAGCUCGUGGAGGAGUGCCUGGAGCCUGACUGUGUGCGACUGGUGCUGAGCCAAGUCCUGGAGGUGCCUUUGUCAGAGAAGCUCCUGCCGGUGGUGCAGGCUGUGCUGGGGCGGCAGGAGGUGCUGCCCCCUGAGCUCUUCGAUCUCCUGGUGCUGACUCUGUGCCGGCAGGCCCCAGCCUUCGCCACGUCGCUGAGUUAUGCCAAGCUGGUGACGGCCGUGCUCACCAUGUGCCAAAGCCAGGUCACCCCAGCCCACCGGAGCCAUCUGGCUGCCGCUCUGGAUCGGAGCAACGCGGCUCUGAAGAAGUCGCUGCAGGCUGUGCUGGAAGGAGCCGGGUGA